CCAAGAAACCCUACCCCUCUUUUCUCUCUCUAUCUUUCUCUCUCCUCCGGUAAAAAUAAUUUAUUUUUCAAAAAGAUUUUUGAAAAAUAACUUCCCCCAAAUCAACAAAUGUGGGUUGCUCCAAAUCGAACACUCCGGCGAAUUUCAAACCCUAAAAUUUGAGAAUCAUCGAAUCGAUCCACGCGAUUUCGUUCUUUAACCGGCGGUUGCUGUUAUCUGAUGAUCUUAAAUUCGCUAAAAUUGAGUAUGAUGCGAUCUAUGAAUUGGGGGUUAUGUGUUUUGUCAAUUGGAUUGAAUAAUUGAUGAUGGAAAACGGUGAUAGAAAGCUAAGUGGUGCUGGAACUUCGAAGAAAAGUAGAUCAUUGGAUAUUAAUAGUCUGUAUAAAUCUGUAAGUCCAAGGGAAGGGCAUAAGAACAAGAGGAAGACAAUCGUGGAUGAUGAUCGUGAUAACAAAGUUAGUAAAAAGAAGAAGAAGAGCAGGAAAGAGGUGUCACUGAGUACUUUUGAAGCACAAGAUGAUUCACAGGGGGAUGAUGAGUCAAGGAAAAUACUAAGUAGAAGUGGUAGAGCUGAUGGUAUUUCACUAACCUUGGAUGAUAAGGAUGAUGUUAUAAGAAUUCCGAAGCGGCGAAGGGAUUUUAUAGGCCGCAAGAGAUAUGGAAGCAAUCAAACUUCCAAGCCUCAAAGUCCAUCUCAUAAUGACAUCAUUAGUCCUGUUGAUCACAUUUCCAAGUUGAAAACAAGUUCCAAGAAGCAUGUGCCUAGCUCUAACAAGUUGGGUGAAGGCGAAUCCAUAGUCCCCUUGGUUAAGUCGAAUGGAAAUUCUUCAGAUAAAAUUCUUUCUCCUAGUUCCAGGAAUAAAAAAGAACUUGAUAGCUACAGUCAUACUGGAAAAAAUAUGAUUCAGGAUGUUAGAGAGGAAGAUGAUCAUUUAGUUGUUAACAAUGGUGAAGCAUCUUCUAGAAAGCACAAGACCAAUCAUAAGAAAAGGAAGGCUGAUAAAUUGGCAGAUAAUUCAUUCAAGAAGAUAGGCGACUCCCAAGAUGAGGAUGAGGAGAAUCUUGAGCAAAACGCUGCAAGAAUGCUUUCAUCUCGAUUUGACCCAAGCUGCACCGGAUUCUCUUCAAAAAGCAAAUCUUCUUUAUCAGCUGCAGAUAAUGGGCUUGAUUUCUUUGUUCCUUCUGAUAGCGACAUUGUUAGUGGAAGUGCCAACUCUGUAGCUGCCUUAGAGUCCGCGUCGCCAGAUGCUUCCAGUCGAAUACUCCGUCCGAGGAGGGAGUUUAAAGUGAAGGGCCUCAAUAGAAAACGUCGACAUUUCUAUGAGGUCCUUUAUAAGGAUAUCGAUGAGUACUGGGUCAUCAACAGGAGGAUCAAGGUAUUCUGGCCAUUAGAUGAGAGCUGGUAUUAUGGUCUGAUAAAUGAUUAUAAUGUUAAAGAAAAACUACAUCAUGUUAAAUACGAUGACAGGGAUGAAGAAUGGAUUAAUUUGAAGAAUGAAAGAUUUAAGCUUUUGCUUCUUCCUAGUGAGGUUCCUUGUAGGAAACCAUCAAGACCCUCUGCUGCUAAAAAAAGGGAUACAAAUGAAAGGAACCUGUCUGUGGAUGAUGACAGUGUUGCAGGAAACUACAUGGACUCGGAGCCAAUAAUCUCAUGGUUGACCCGCUAUUCUCAGCGUCUCAAAUCAUCUUCUUUGAUUGGUUCAAAGAAGCACAAAACAUCUAAUCAUACUCAGACCCAUACGGAAUCUAGUGGUACUUAUGAGUGCUUGGGCAUAGGUUCUUCAAAAACUGUUAUGAUAAAAUCCUCUAGUGAUUCUGUUCUAGAGGGUGGUGCAAAUGAGAUGUCAGUGCAAGCAACCACUAGUCACCACAAAGAUAGAAGAUUUCCUGUUGUUUAUUACAGGAGGCGUUUUCGGAAGAAAGAUGAAGAUCUGGAACCUAUGGAAGAGCAUGAUCUCUUUUCUAAAAGGCUGAACUUGCAUGGUUUACGUUGUUAUUUUAGUAGUGCAGAAGCAACCACAUUGACCGUUCCCUUUAUUGAACUAACAGAGUUCAAUUUUAAGUUUCACUCUCCUAUUCAUGCCAUUAAGUAUGCAUAUAGAGCAGAGAAUUCAUGGUUUCGGCACAUGAUACUGCUGCAAUAUGGCUCAGUUGUUGUUGUAUGGCCUAAUGUACAUUUAGAAAUGCUUUUAGUUGAUGAUAUAGUUGGAUUGAGGUCCCUUGUUUUCGAAGUUUGUUUGGAUCAAGCUGUGGAAAUUGUAUCCUUGAUUUUCAGAAUAUUUCACCUACCUAUGGAAAAGGAAAAUUACGUGGAUCCACAGUUGCCAUAUACUUCAGUGUGGUUUAAGCUUUCAUGUUUUCAUGGUAUAAGAAAGGAGCAGCUCUAUACAUUUCACAGCUUUACUAAAAAUAAAUUUGCAAAGUGGUCCUUCCUUGAUUACAAACUGCAGCAAUAUUGUUCUUCCUCCAAGACAUUAUCAAUUUCUGAAUGCACGCAUGAUAACAUCAAUGCGCUGGAAGGUGCAAGAAAUCACUUGCAUAAAAGUUCUAGUUGUAAGAAGUUCAGCAUGUUUGAGGGACUACGGAACAAGUUUAUGCAAACUAAUCGCAUGGGCGUUUCUAAGGAACCUUGCAAUUUGGCUGUGAGUCCAUCUUAUCCUAGCUCCAAUGGGAAGAACACAAAAAUUCCCAAUUUUACUCUUUCUUUUACUGCUGCACCUACUCUCUUCCGCAAUCUGCAUCUUAGUCUUCUUGUGGAAAGAAGUAUUACAUGUAUGAGUCUUGAUGAUCAUGAUUUGAUGUAUUCACAGAAGAACAAGGAAGGCUUCGCUGCUCCUAUUGCUGAUGACUUUUUAGUUGAAACUUUCUCCAAGAGUGCUUUGGAAGUAGCUUCUCCUGAAAAUCCUGGAACCACUUUGAUGAAAUCAGAUAAUUCUGGAAUAAAUGUUGUCCACUCCUUAUGCUGUGAUGGUGAUCUGGUGAAAUCUACUAAUAAUCUGCAAAAAGGUGGACUGAAUGUUUCAGAAGAUUUGAUUUUAUUAGAAUGUCAUGAAAAAAAUCCAGUUGAUGCGACUCUGGAAACAAAGAAAUGUGAUAACAAUCACCUUGAAUUAGAAAGGAUUGCUAACUUUCCACAACCCAUCAGUUCUGAGGUUCAUUUGUCUGUAGACAUAUCUGCUGCCAUGUCUUACUCUAGUUUGAACAGUCUUUCUGUUGAAAUUCCAUUGAUGGAGCAAGUUGAACGGCAUGAUAUUGCUAAAACACCUAGUUCCCAUCGGCCAACUGAUCUGUCUUGGAAUCGGAGUUCUGGUUUAAAUCAUUCUUCCAAUCAUACUGGUCCUAAAAGAAGUGUGUGGCAUCAAAACAAAAAUGCUCCUACUUCAUCCUCACUUGGAGGUAUCUCACAUGUGUCGACUGAUGGAAAAACAGACUUAUUCCAGAUUGCCUUUGGACAUGGACCAAAGAAGCCUCGCACUCAGGUUCAAUAUACCUUACCUUCUCUAGGUUUGGAUGUUAGCUCUAAGCGGGCAAGCCAUGGACCAAGAGGGCUCUCAUACGGGAGGAUUAGGAAAUCCCAUGAGAAGGGGGCAUUAGAUUCUUCCAAAAAUGCUGUAAAAAAUAUGGAAUUGUUAGCUUGUGAUGCAAAUGUAUUAGUCACAUCUGUGGAUAAAGGUUGGAGAGAAUGUGGUGCGCAAGUGGUAUUGGAACUUGCAGAUCAAAAUGAAUGGAAACUUGCAGUUAAACUUUCAGGGUCUGCCAAAUAUUCAUACAAGGCACAUCAAUUCCUGCAGCCUGGGUCAACAAAUCGCUAUACUCAUGCUAUGAUGUGGAGAGGAGGAAAGGAUUGGGUUUUGGAAUUUCCUGAGAGGAGUCAGUGGAUGCUUUUCAAGGAGAUGCAUGAAGAGUGUUAUAACCGUAACAUUCGCGCUGCUUCGGUUAAAAAUAUUCCCAUUCCCGGGGUUCGUCUAAUAGAAGAGUCAGAUGAUAUUUACACAGAAGUACCAUUUGCAUGCAACCCUUCUAAGUACAUUUGUCAGGAUGAAAAUGAUGUAGACAUGGCCACAGAUCCUGCACGGGUGUUAUAUGACAUGGAUAGUGAAGAUGAAAGAUGGAUUUUAAAUAAGAAUAUAUCACUGCAAAUUACAGGGACCAAAUGUGAACAGAUUCCUGAGGAAUUAUUCGAAAAGACGAUGGACAUGUUUGAGAAAGUUUCUUAUACCAAGCGCCGUGAGAAUUUUACAUCUGACGAAUUAGAAGACUUUAUGGAUGGAAUUGGACCAAUGGCAGUUGUUGAUGAGAUAUAUAAGCACUGGCUUCUGAAGAGGCAGAACAAAGGGAUGUCAUUAAUUCGACAUUUGCAGCCGCCAAUGUGGGAGAUAUAUGAUCACCAAGUAAAAGAAUGGGAGAAAGCAAUGACCAAAGCUAAUAAUGGCAUCUCCAGUGGAUGCCACCAAGUGAAAGCUUCUAUGCAGAAACCUCCUGCCUUUGCUUUUUGUUUGAAACCAAGGGGUUUGGAAGUUCCCAAUAAAGGUCCAAAACAAAGAUCCCAAAGAAGACUUCCACUACCUGCACUUGGCAACAAUUACAUGGGGUAUCAAGACAACCUCCAUGCCUAUGGGAGGAGAUCAAGUGGGUCUGGUUAUGGAGAUGACAAGUUUAAUCUCCAAGGAAACGGGCAUGAAAUGGGUGAUGCCAAUGGAUCAAGAUAUGCCACUUUGGGUGGUGGCAGUAGUGAAGGAGGGUCUGAGUGGACUCCUGGUCCAAAGCUCCACAGGAGUAAAUCAAAGAAGAAUGGUACAUUUCCAUCCCCCAUUAAUAGUCCACGAAUGUUGGGAAGUUCUUCCUACAAUCAGAGGACAAGCAAGAGAAACGACAAUGGUAGGAUGAGUAAUUGGAACACAGGUUUUCCGGAGUGGCCAAAUCAGAAGCAGCAGCAUCAUUGCCAUCUAUUUGAACCGUUGGAUGGAAAAGAUCUCGAUGAAUUCAGGCUGAGGGAUGCAUCUGGUGCAGCUCAGCAUGCGCUGAACAUGGCUAAGUUGAAAAGGGAGAAAGCUCAGAGAUUAAUGCAUAGAGCAGAUUUGGCUAUUCAAAAGGCUGCAGUUGCUCUCAUGACAGCCGAGACUAUUAAAGCUGCUGCUAAAGAAUCUAAUGGGGAUGACGACGAUGAUGAUGAUGGCUAGUAUUUUGAGAACAAAAGAAUCAUAUAAUAUAGUGAAUAGAAGACUUUUUUUUUCUUUCAGCUGGCAGUUAAUUCUCUUUUAACUAUUGGCCAGCUUGUAUAUGUUUCCUUAUCUCUAGUGAUUCUGUAGAUCCGUCUAACUUGUUGACAAGCAGUGGCAGGACCAGUAAUAUUGCCAUUUGCUACAGCUCAGGACUGCAUUACAUUGAUGAAGAGAUGAUGGUGAUGCUGGGGAGCAGUUUUGGGGAAAUAAUACAAAUGGUGCUGGGAGUUAAAGAAGAGAUGAAAGUUGUUGGUAUUGAAGAAACUUGGUAUAUGUUUUUGUUGGCAGAGAAUAGAGAAAAAGAAAAUCUGUAAGUAAUUUUCUCUGAACUAUUAUUAGAAGAUAGAUCUCAUUUUGAGCUCUAACUAAAAAGGCUUUGAUUUCAUGACCUUCUCUAUGUAUAGAUGAUGAUGAUGAUUCAUUUUGUUUGGCUCAGCAUAUUUUUCAUGCAGUUUGCAUGAUCUCUUCGACAGUUAUUUUAUUUUUUUGGCCAGAUUUUUUGUUUCAAAUGUUAGGUAAGACCGAAUUGCAUCAGGGUGAACAUGUUUUAUUUUUCUAUGUAAUUCCAAAUUGAGUUUUGAACUUGUUGGAAAAGUUCUAAUUGAUUAUCAUUUUUUUAGGUUUAUUGA
Molecule: messenger RNA, 5851 nt
Organism: Impatiens glandulifera
Lineage: Eukaryota; Viridiplantae; Streptophyta; Magnoliopsida; Ericales; Balsaminaceae
Exons: 6
Coding region: 303-5180 (1625 amino acids)
Biological process (GO): regulation of transcription by RNA polymerase II
Cellular component (GO): piccolo histone acetyltransferase complex
Source: RefSeq, a predicted model, not a curated record